This is a messenger RNA of Lemur catta (Ring-tailed lemur), 2970 nucleotides long. It is a transcript of the gene PLXDC1, whose product is annotated as plexin domain containing 1. Bases 173 to 1678 code for a protein of 501 amino acids. The transcript has 14 exons. The record is from RefSeq and is a predicted model, not a curated record. Lineage: Eukaryota; Metazoa; Chordata; Mammalia; Primates; Lemuridae.
UCCCGGCUCCGGGAGGCCGCAGCCGCCCGCCCGCCCGCGCUCCCGCCCCGCCGGCGCUCCGCCGCCUGCUCGCCGCCCGCCCCUCCGGGACCCGGGACCGCGCGGCGGGAGCCGGGCCCCUCCCUCGCCAGGCCGGGGCAGCGAGCGGCCGGGACGGGUCCUGGCACCCACCAUGCGGGCCGAGCUCUGGCUCCUUGUGCUGGUGCUCAGGGAGGCUGCCCGGGCGCUGAGCCCCCAGCCCGGAGCAGGUCCUGAUGAAGGCCCAGGCUCUGGAUGGGCUGCCAAGGGGACCACAAAGAGCUGGAAUCGGAGAGCCCGAGAGAGCCCUGGGCAGGUGUCGGAGCCGGACAGGACUCAGCUGAGCCAGGACCUGGGAGGGGGCACCCUGGCCAUCGACACACUGCCAGAUAAUGGGACCAGGGUGGUGGAGGACAAUCACAGCUACUAUGUGUCCCGUCUGUACGGCCCCAGCGAACCCCGCAGCCGGGAACUGUGGGUAGAUGUGGCCGAGGCCAACCGGAGCCAAGUGAAGGUUCACAGAAUACUCUCCAACACCCACCGGCAGGCUUCGAGAGUGGUCUUGUCCUUCGAUUUCCCUUUCUACGGGCAUCCGCUGCGACAGAUCACCAUAGCAACCGGAGGCUUCAUCUUCAUGGGUGACGUGAUCCACCGGAUGCUCACGGCUACGCAGUAUGUGGCCCCCCUCAUGGCCAACUUCAACCCUGGCUACUCCGACAAUUCCACGGUUGCUUACUUUGACAACGGGACAGUCUUUGUCGUUCAGUGGGACCAUGUCUACCUCCAAGGCCGGGAGGACAGGGGCAGCUUCACCUUCCAGGCAGCUCUGCACCGUGAUGGCCGCAUUGUCUUCGGCUACAAAGAGAUCCCCAUGUCCGUCCUGGAGAUCAGCUCCUCCCAGCACCCUGUCAAAGCAGGCCUGUCAGACGCCUUCAUGAUUCUCAACCCGUCCCCGGACGUGCCAGAAUCUCGGCGAAGGACCAUCUUCGAAUACCACCGUGUGGAGCUGGACCCCGGCAAGGUCACCAGCAUGUCAGCUGUGGAGUUCACCCCGUUGCCAACCUGCCUGCAGCAUCGGAGCUGCGACGCCUGCAUGUCCUCGGACCUGACCUUCAACUGCAGCUGGUGCCAUGUCCUCCAGAGGUGCUCCAGUGGCUUUGACCGCUACCGCCAGGAGUGGCUGGCCUACGGCUGUGCCCAGGAGGUGGAAGGCAGGACAUGCGAGGAAUUCCAGGAUGAGGACCACUACUCGGCCUCCCCUGACAGCUCCCUGGGACCCUUUGACGAAGACCUGGCCACCACCAGCCCCUCCUCCCUCAUCGUGGACAGCCUCACCACGGAAGAUGACACCAAGUUGAAUCCCUAUGCAGGAGGAGACGGCCUUCAGAACAACCUGUCCCCCAAGACAAAGGGAGCCCCCAUGCACCUGGGUGCCAUCGUGGGCAUCGUGCUAGCGGUCCUCCUGGUGGCGGCCGUCAUCCUGGCUGGGAUUUACAUCAGCGGCCACCCCACCUCCAACGCCGCCCUCUUCUUCAUUGAGCGGAGACCUCACCACUGGCCAGCCAUGAAGUUCCGCAACCACCCCGGCCACUCCACCUACACCGAGGUUGAGCCCUCGGGCCGAGAGAAGGAGGGCUUCGUGGAGGCCGAGCAGUGCUGAGACCCCAGGUGUCCCCUUCGAAGGGUAGGAGAGAAGACACGGGGGCCACAGAAGAGAUAAAGCACAGAGAAGUGACUUUUCCUGGCGUCUCCCAGCAUACCAUGGGCCGAGAAGAUGAGAGGGUGGUUUAUGGCCCCCGAGCUUCAGCUUAGUCAUCACGCCCCAGACACUGAAGAGGGGGCAGAACGGCAACCACGUGGAGUUUCUAAAGGACAGUAGCCUAAUCUCAUCCUGUUUUGAUGCAAGGGUUCUCCCCUUCUGGGCCUUGCAGGGGUCUGCUCUGUAGCUGUCCCCGAGCCUCCUCCCCACACGGAGAUGGCCAAAUGCCCUGCUCCCAGUCACCUAAGCCCCUGCAUAUGACACCAGCUAGCUAGAGUCUAGAUUGGGGCUGUGCAUUCCAGGGUCCAUAGACUCAAGGGCUGGUCCUCAUGGCUAUGGAGUCGGUGCAUUUAGCCCCAGCUUCUGUGGCUCUGAAAGUCUGAAGUUCUCUCCAUCGGUUGGACUCAGGCGUGGCUGCUCUCAGCCCUUGAGGCGUGUCUUCAUCGGAGGAAAGCCAAAUAAGAGGAGAGAAAAGAACUGCGGGGAAAACUGCAUUUUAGGCUUCGCUCCCUUAACUUGCCCUUUCUGCUCAGAACCAAUCCUUCUGCACCAAAAUGCGCGUGCAGCCUCCCUGGGGGCUGUACCCGAACUCGCGGCCGGCCUCCCCCAGGCGAGCCGUGCUGUGCGCGGCCACACGUACCUCGGGAGGCUCCUCGUCCUGACGGCCUGUUCGGUGCCUGCUUUAUUCACUGCCCUGCUCUGCCUUCGGCACGUACCUCCAAAGGCAGGGCUUGCCCGAUUAAUAUUUUCCCUCCUCUGGACUGGAUUUUUAUAGCCAUUAAAGACGAAUAGGGUGGCUAUAGGGCUCCUGAGACAAACCCAGCAGGGAUCUUCAGUUGCAUUCUGUGGAGAAACAAAGUGCCAGAAUGGCUGAGACAGAGGCAGCCGGCAUGGGAGUUAGGGACUUCCUGCACAAGACCUUGACCUGGAAAGUUGCCGCCAUGUCCCCAGCUCUGUGAGUUUUUGGGGCUGGGAGUUUAGGCUCCCAGACUUAACCUGGCUUCAAGGAAGGUCCGUCCCAGUGAUGAGUUGGGGCUGCUUCUGAAGAGCAUUUAAAAUUAAAAUCUAUAGCUCACCCUCAUUCAAAAUAAAAAAUAUCAGCAGCAAAUAAAUGUUAAAUCACAGUCUCUGCUUAGUCAUGCCCUUUUAUGCCUGUCACGGGAUGCUGCAAACGAGAAGUUGGUUUAAGUACA